AGGCCUUUGCUCAGAAUAUUAUCCGUUUUCUGCCUGGUUAAUACUGCAAUCACUCUUGUACUUUCUGCGCUGUUGCCUAAUCCUGCCCUGUCCUCUUCGUAAUCGGCAAACGUAUUCAGUAUUUUUGCGACGUAACGAUUUAUAGUAGGCCUUUGCUCAAAGUAUUAUCUAUAGUCGCCUAGAAAAAACAUACUGCAAUUACUUCUCUCGCUUUAUCCGCAGAAUUGAGAUUGAGGGAGAAAACCUGACCGUUGAACUUCCCAAAGUCUUCACAUUGCUUCCACCCGACGACUACCUUCCAUUUCCCAUCCUUUCCACUUAUAUAUUGUUCAUCUUUGGCGUCCUAGAGUGAAUAAACCAAUCAAAGACAAAAUUUUAUUGUCAUUAUGGCGGAUAAUAAUGAGAUAUGGAUUAGCUGCCAAGCUGGAAGUGUCGCUCCAGUGUCCCUCUUCGCCCACUCUCACGUGCUGUCCGCCCUUCCGACAUUCAUGAAUCUGCCCCGCACACGACUGGCGGGGUCAACGAUACAGCAACCAGCGAGCAAUAUGAGUUCAUCAGUCGUCAGCUUCCUUUUUCGCGAUGGCUCAGUUGAUUCUGUUUCUGUCCGCGACAAGGGACAAGUUAUCGAUACGCGAAGAAAGUUCAUGGUGGACGGCUGGAUUGUGAUGCAAAAUCAAACUUUCCUCGAUGCCACAAUAGAGCAGAGGCAAAUCGAGCAUAAUGAUGCCGUUAAGCAGUUUCUCCGGGUGGACGAAGGCACAUAUCUUCCGGGCCGUUUUCGAAAGCGCGAAAUGAAUAAAAGCAACAGCCUCUUCGUGCCAUCCAGCGGUUUGCCCGAUCUUAAACUCAUCAACGUGUUUCACCUCGGUGGUCAAAGCAAUUCUACUUGGAUAUUCGAAUAUUUCACUCCAAACGAACACUUACGGAAAAGCGUUUUGCUAAGCGGAACCGAUAUCAUCUGUGUUGCGGGAUGGAUGAAGGACUGGAGAAUACCUUACAUUCAAGGACAGGCCGGAAUUUUGGCCGAGAUAGUAUAUUUGCAACAACGACCGUUUGAUUGACUAGGGAUGUGUAGUACUUCCGCUCAAGAAACAUGGAGACAUCAGACGGAUCCGUUACAAGCCGGUGAAUACGGUAGUAACCAGGAGUCUAUAUCCCCAUAAUACCCUAAAUCGUAUUGCAAAUGUCCGUCACCGCUGAUAGAAUAUUGC
Molecule: messenger RNA, 1211 nt
Organism: Aspergillus vadensis CBS 113365
Lineage: Eukaryota; Fungi; Ascomycota; Eurotiomycetes; Eurotiales; Aspergillaceae
Exons: 4
Coding region: 387-1061 (224 amino acids)
Source: RefSeq, a predicted model, not a curated record